Paramecium pentaurelia is the source of this 1414-nucleotide messenger RNA. The record is from the annotation of a GenBank genome assembly. Lineage: Eukaryota; Ciliophora; Oligohymenophorea; Peniculida; Parameciidae.
AAUGUUCAGACAUAGGGAUUUAAAUACAUUUUUAUCUAAUUACUAGCAGUUUGAUAGAUAAAACAAGAAACCCUUUGAAUAUUUGAAUCUGUCAUAUCAUCAAUAAUUUGAACAUUCGCCAAUAAGAAAAUAGACAUAUACUUCAAAACCUAAUGACAUUCAAUAUAAGAGUCUUCAAGAACCUUCAUUUUUAAGAUAAAGCUUAUUACCUAAUUAUGAACCGACAAAGUGCUCUAGUUAAAGAAAUGGAAUCAUCAAAGCUUAUGCUGCUAAUACAAAUUAAGGGAUUGUUAGAGAUUAUAAUGAAGAUAGAGUCUCUAUAAUAUUAAAUAUAAUAAAACCUUAAAGUAGAAAUACAGAAUAAUGGCCUAAAUGUUCAUUUUUUGGAGUUUAUGAUGGACAUGGGGGAGCAUUGUGUGCAGAUUAUUUGAGGGAUAAUUUACAUUAAUUUGUAGUUAAAGAACCAGAUUUCCCAUGGAACCCAGUUGGUGCUAUUACUAAAGGAUUUGAAGCAGCAGAAAAAUCAUUUUUAUAAAUUGCUUAAGAAUCCUAUAAUAAGGGAAUACCUGAAAGAAGUGGAUCUUGUGCAGUUGUAGUAUUAAUUAUAGGAGAUAAUUGUUAUGUGGCAAAUGUUGGAGAUAGUAGAGCAGUGUUAAGUGCUGCAUCUGGAAGGAAAGCUAUAGCAUUAUCUCAUGAUCAUAAACCUGAAUUAGAAUAAGAUAGAAUUGUAAAAGGUGGAGGAUCUGUUUAUUAAACACAUGGAAUUAAUGAAGAAGGCAUACAGAUUUUAGGACCUGUAAGAGUAAAUCCAGGUAGAUUAUCAGUAUCAAGAACAUUUGGAGAUAUAGAAGCUAAAUUUGAAAGGUUUGGUGGAAAUCCAAAAGUUGUUAUUGCUGAACCUGAAAUUAAAUAAUUUAAAAUAACAAAUGAACAUGAUUUUAUUGUUUUAGGAAGUAAUAUUAUUAAAUAUUAUCUAAAGGUGAUGGAAUAUUUGAUAAAUUAAGUUCUUCUGAUGUAAUGAAUAUAAUAUGGAAAGAUAUCUUAAAUUGUCAAGUAGGAAAUAAUUUACAUAAUGUAUUAUCUACUUCAGUAGAAUCUGUACUUAGAGAAAGUAUAUAAAGAAAGAGCACAGACAAUGUGACUUUGUUGAUAAUUGCAUUUUCUGUGGCAUCUUUAAAAGAAGAAGAACUUAGAAUAAAGACAUCAUCAUCAAUUGAAAAAUUAGUAAAGGUACCAUUGACAAAUAAUAUUCCAAGUAUGAGAAUGAGGUAUAAAUUUAAUCUAUUUAUUUAGUUAUUCUAAAAAAACAAAUGAUGAAAACAAUCCAUUCUUACUUAAUACUUAGAAAAUGAAUUAAAAUUAGAAGUUGAAAGUAGAAGAAACAACAAGAUAUAAACCUAGUUAUAUAAAUUGA